AUGCACGAACCUGAAGUUCUUCAACUUUGUGCAAAAGACUUGAAAGAAAGGCAUAUUCUUCCACACAACAUAUCUUUUCAAAUUAUAACAAAGCCAUCGUGCUAUAAAUACUGUGGGGUUGAAAAUGCUGCAUAUUUGCAUAUAAUGCACAAUGCUUCGUUAUUUUUGGGACCUGGUUGUAUUGAAGAGAUGACUGUUAUUGGCCAAUUAGUUUCACAGUGGAAUGCGACAAUUAUUGCACACUUAUCUGGUGCUGAUUAUCUAUCGGACCAUUCAAUUUUUAGUACUCUCGGAUCUGUCACAUUAACUGCGGCACAUGAAAUGGCUCGAGCUAUUUAUGCACUUCUUCAGUUGUAUGGCUGGCAAAGGGUCCACACAUCAAUUUAUUAUUUUUUUUUGCUCAUUUAUCCAGCUCUACUUGCGAAUCUAAUAUUUUCAUUUUUCAUAAUAGCGAUUAUCAAGCCAAUCACUGAUUCUGAAAAGCUUUCUACUCAUGGACUCCUUGCAUUUACCAAAUACGGGCUUACUAUCAACGAUGAAAUCAUCAUCAAUCCACAAGCGAGUGUUGACGAUAUAAUAACAAAUGAUUAUUAUCCAUGGGAGACCGCAAAUUCCAACAAGGAAGAAAUAAAGAAUGCUUAUGCUGAUACACUUCUCAUAACACCUAAUGGAUACAAUAGGAACUUUGUUAAAAAUUUCCAGAAGAAAUUUUCUCAAGAAACUGGCAUUAUAGAUAAUUUUGUAAGUGAUUUCCUGGAUACCAAUUAUUCAACAUUGGUUUAUAUGGGACUAUACGAUGCAUUAUAUUUGUAUGGUCUUGCUGUACGUGAUGCUUAUGAUAUUACUGGAAAUGCCGGUAUUCAUGAGGAUGGAGCUUUCAUCUGGAGCAAAAUGGCACGAAAACAAUUUAUAGGGACGACGGGAAAAGUACUAACUAAUAACCAAGCUGAAAGAAUUCCGAGCUAUACAGUUUCCCGAGUAGUAAAUGGUACAUUACAAAGUGUUAUUGAAUUCGAACCAAAACUUAGUGAGCAAAGCAAAUGUAAAGUGAAGAGAGACUGUACUCUACAAAUACCACAUGAGGUAAUGUUUAAUUAUUGGCCAUUACCGAAUGGGAUGAUGCCAACAGAUUUCCCGUCUUGUGGAUAUGAUGGAUCUCUUUGUGAUCCUACGAUGUACUUUAUUAUUGCCGGUCUAACAAUCCUCACCAUUUUGCUAGUAACAAGUGGAUAUGGACUUUAUAAAAUACAAUAUAAUCGAAUGAUAUAUGAUAUGAUAUGGCGUAUUCCUAGAAAUACUGUGCAAAUGAAUGAUGAUACAUGCACUAAAUCGCGUGUUUCGGUGAGAACUUCAAUUUGUUCGUCUGGAAAAACUGAAAAUGCCGUAUGUGGAGGUGUACAACUAAAUGUUAUAAAAUACCUUCAAUUAAAAAAUAUAUCAUUUUCUAAACAAUAUUUACGUCUUUUGAAAGAGGAUGUUCUAUUCAAUGGUGAUUUGAAAUUGGAAAGAAAUUUCCAAAUAUCCUUCGCGAAAGAUGUUAUCAAGGGAAUGUCAUUUCUGCAUUCUUCCAUAAUAGAAUGCCAUGGCUUUUUUUGUUUACAAAAUUGCCUCGUUGACUCGAACUGGAAUAUAAAAUUGACAAAUUACGGCUUAUAUACCAUGAUUCAUGAGAAACUAUUUGCGAAUGAGAUAAAGGCAGUCGAAGAUGACCAAAAUAAUGAAAACGAAUUGCAUAAAAGUAAGAGAAUAAUAAAAGGAUACGUGCAGCAAGCUCCAGAAGUCAUUCGAGUCAUACUGGCAACUAAAAACUUACCAAAGCCGACUCAAGCUGCUGAUAUGUAUGCGCUUGGAAUGGUGUUAUAUCAAAUUUUGUUUGGACUUGAGCCAUUUUAUGAGCAGUCAAGUGAAAAAUUGCUACAAAAAAUUGCAAUGUUUAAUGAUGAUGAUCAAGAUCAAUGUGUUCGACCAACGUUCCCGAAUAGGCCAUCAGAAGAGAACUAUAAUCUACAGUUAAUUAGUGGUAUAGAGGCGUGUUGGCUCGAAUUGCCAGAAAUGAGACCAAAUAUGAAGAAGAUGAAGGCAAUCGUCAAUUCAAACCUAAAAUCAACGGUCAAAGGAUCACUUGUUGAUCAAAUGGUCAAAAUGAUGGAGGAGUAUGCAGCAAAUUUGGAAGGAAUUGUGCAAGAUAGAACAGCUUUAUUAGAAGAAGCACAACGACAAGCUGAUAAACUAUUAUAUAACAUGCUGCCAAAAAAGAUUGCUGAUGAUCUAAAAAUGGGAAAAUACAUACCACCACAGCUGUAUCCAAGUGCGACUGUCUUAUUUUCCGAUAUUCGUGGAUUUACGAUGAUUUCAGCUACUUCGACACCACUUCAAAUUGUCGAUUUUCUCAAUAGCCUUUUCUCAGGAUUUGACGCAAUUAUUGCUGACCAUGAUGCUUAUAAGGUGGAAACAAUCGGUGAUGCAUACAUGAUAGUUUCCGGAGUUCCCAUAGAGAAUGGCAAUACACAUGUGGAGAAUAUUGCUGAUAUUGCACUUAAGAUGCGAGAUUUUGUAAGCAAUUUUAAACUGGCCCAUAAACCAGAUGAAAAACUCAUGGUUCGAAUUGGAUUCCAUAGUGGAGCAGUUGCAGCGGGUGUUAUAGGAACAGCUGCUCCAAGAUAUUGCCUCUUUGGUGAUACAGUAAAUACAGCAUCACGUAUGGAAAGCACAGGCAUUCCGAAUCAAAUUCAAAUUAGCGAACAAUCAUAUAAUUUAUUGAACUGUUUUUAUCCAAAGUUUAAGAUUGUUGAAAGAGGAAAAGUCGAAAUAAAGGGAAAAGGCGAAUGUACAACUUAUUUUUUGGAAGGGAAAGAAUAA
Dracunculus medinensis (Guinea worm) is the source of this 2859-nucleotide messenger RNA. NCBI's taxonomy places the organism in Eukaryota, Metazoa, Nematoda, Chromadorea, Rhabditida, Dracunculidae. The record is from the annotation of a GenBank genome assembly.